AUUAGCUCCUUUGUACUACAUAACAUUAUCUAUACAACUGUCCAAUGUAAUGCAAAAUUAAUCAAAGUAGCCGACAGAAUCACUCAGUAGCAAUCAGAUCCUCAUGUGUAAAAGCAUGUGACUUUAAUCUUUGCCUCGCCAUUCCUUUCCCUCAGGUUUUGCUUAAGUGCUGUGCUUUUGACCAUUAAGCCACUCAUGUCACAGCCUUCUCUUAUGGGAAAGUUCCUGUUUCUGUGUGAAUGACUUACGUGUGUCUAAGGAGGAGUUAGCAUAAUCACUGAGCUUGCACGAUAUGUGUUGUAAUCCUACUACUGCCAGGCCAUAGUGACUUGCAGAAUUGUGUUGAAAGUAACAUGUCAAAGGGUGAAGAUUAAAUGAACAAAACUCCCAACCUCUCCCAGAUUUGAUGCCGUGCUUCAAAACCUGAAAAAUGACAUUUUCCCUCCUUAGAAAUGCUAAGUGUAAUUUAUGGUUUUAUGAAGAAUUGUGGGUUUUGAAAAACCCUUUAAACAUAUUAACUUGUUGCAGACAUUUGCUCCUCCUUACAUUUGUAUCAAUUAAGUUAUUUAUCGAUAACUCUUAUGACAGUUUCAAAAAGUUUACUUGAAAUAAUUAACCCAGAGGCUACAUUUAACCCACUUCAUCGACUUUAAACCACAGCGCAAUCAAUGACAUAGAGCAAUUUACUGAGCUAACAAAGCCAUGGCCAAGGUUGUACAUGCAACCAGCAACCUAUCUGCAAACAAUAUCCUCUUAGUCUAGUUGUGAUGCCCCUCCUAUUCUGAACUCAUUGCCAGUCCUUUAAACUACCAUUUCUGUCCCAUCUACUGAAUCAAUGUAUGAGACAUGGUAAGAGCACUGAAUGUUCCUGUUCUGGGGCUUCUAGCUUAUCUUUGCUGGUCCUCCUCGGCGCCUGUGCAGGCUGGAAAGGUGCUUGUCAUACCAGUGGAUGGCAGCCAUUGGCUUAGCAUGAGGAUCCUUGUGGAAGAACUGUCUCAGAGGGGUCAUGAGAUGGUGGUCCUGGUACCAGAGACCAGUGUUCUGAUUGGGGGUUCUGGUAAUUACAUUACUAAGAGUUUUCAUGUCCCCUACAGCAGUGACGAGUUAAGCAGUCAGUUGGACAUAAUAAGGAAAAGUGCAUUCGAUAAGCCACCGGAAUUUACUGAUAUCUUUAAGAAUUUGGGAAACCUGAUUAAAUUCACGUCUAUACAGGUGAAAGGUUGCGAGGGGCUCCUGUACGAUGAGUCCCUUAUGAAGAGUCUUAGAGAGAUGGGAUUUGAUGCUAUGCUUACUGAUCCUUUCUUGCCCUGUGGUACCAUCCUUGCUGAGACAUUUUCACUUCCAGCUGUUUAUUUCUUGCGUGGGAUUCCCUGUCGGCUUGACGAGUCUGCAGCCCAGUGCCCUGCACCUCCAUCUUUUGUCCCACGCUUCUUCACUGGUUUCUCAGAUAAGAUGAAUUUCCCUGAGAGAGUGAAAAACACAAUUAUGAGCAUUUUUGAAAUGUAUCUCUGUCGCAUACUGUUUGCCAGCUUUAAUGAACUGGCCAGUAGAUAUCUUCAGAAGGACACUACUUACAAAGAGCUACUAGGUCAUGGUGCAGUCUGGCUUCUACGCUAUGACUUUGCAUUUGAGUACCCCAGACCCCUAAUGCCUAACAUGGUCCAAAUAGGCGGCAUCAACUGUGCUAAUAAGGGUCCUUUGGUGAAGGAGCUUGAGGAGUAUGUGAAUGGUUCUGGUGAGCAUGGGUUUGUUGUUUUCACUCUGGGCUCCAUGGUGUCACAGUUACCCGAAGCCAAAGCCAAAGAGUUCUUUGAGGCAUUUAGACAGAUACCUCAGAGGGUUCUGUGGAGGUACACUGGACCUGUCCCUGAAAAUGCCCCAAAGAAUGUUAAAUUGAUGAAGUGGCUACCACAAAAUGAUCUCUUAGGCCAUCCUAAGGUUAAGGCUUUUAUUACACAUGGUGGAUCACACGGAAUCUAUGAAGGAAUCUGUAAUGCGGUGCCAAUGGUGAUGCUUCCACUGUUUGGAGACCAAGGAGAUAAUGUUCAGCGCCUAGUGUCUCGAGGAGUUGCCGAAACCCUGAGUAUCUAUGAUAUUACGUCAGAAAAAUUACUGGUGGCACUGAGAAAGGUCAUCAAUGACAAAAGCUACAAGGAGAAGAUGACGAAGCUUUCAGCUAUCCAUAGAGACCGUCCCAUUGAGCCUCUGGACCUGGCUGUGUUCUGGACUGAGUUUGUUAUGAGGCACAAAGGCGCAGAUCAUCUCAGACCUGCAGCCCAUGAGCUGAACUGGAUUCAGUACCAUUGUCUGGACGUUAUCGGCUUUCUCAUUCUCAUUCUAGUGACUGUUAUUUUUGUGACUGUCAAAAGUUGCAUGUUCUGUUUCAGGAAAUGCUUUAGGAAAACUAAGAAAAAUAAGAAGGAGUAAAAAUAAUUAACUUUUUGUCCUUUUAUUUGGGGUGAUUGUGCGGGGAAUUGUUUUAAUAAUAUUUUUAACAUUUUAAUGACUCAUGACUUGAAUCCAUCAAUUACUUGAAUAAAGCAGUUCAUGUAUCCGUUCACCUCUUUUAUGCACUAGCUCAAGUUUUUGUUGAGAAUGGCUGUUAUUUUUAAUAAUUUUAAUAUCAAAUUACAUAUUAUAUUAACUUUAAGAUUCACUUUAAAAUGAACUUUGUGCACUUACGCAACAAAUGAAAAUUGUCUCUGCUAAACAGUCCAUAGUCUGAUCUCUGAAUCAUUUUUUGUUGUCACUUCAACAGUAUAGCGUCAAACUGCCUGUCUGCUUCACUGACUGAUAGUUGUUGGGAAGUGGAGGUUUUCGAAUGUAAGAAUAAGCUAUUUAUUCUUUGACAAAUAAAAAAAUCCACUAUUAGGCUGUAAUAUGGAGGUACAGUAGCAAGGCAAAGUCAGUGUUUGCAUAACAUCAUAUAAUCUAAAAUGCCACCAUCUCGAUUUUUGAAGGAUGCAUCCUUCACUGCCUAUGAUAUACUGUACCUGUGCAUUCUGUUCGGGAGUUGAAUGAAAAAUAAGGUGUCUGAUGGAGUGGUUAAAGGUUGUAAAUACACUACCGUUCAAAAGUUUAGGGUCACUUACUCAUUCUUUAUUUUUUUUUAUUUAUAUUUUUUCACAUUUUAGAAUAAUAGUUAAGUCAUCACAACUAUGGAAUAAUAGAAAAAUGGGAUGUUAUGACUAAAAAAAUCCAAAAUACAUCUAAAUACAUUUUUCAAUCUUCAAAGUGGCCACACUUUGCCUAGAAAUUGCAGACAUGUACUCGUGACAUUUUCUCAACCAACAUCUUGAUGUAUCACCCUGGGACGCUUUUUAAACAGUAUUGAAGGAGUUCCCAACUAUAUGUCACUUAUGGCUGCUUUUCGUAAUUAUUCGGUCCAAGUCAUCAUUUCAAAAACUUUUUUUCUUAAUUAAAUUUUAGUUUUAUAAUGAAAUUAUAUUUUUGUCUUCAAAACUAAUUUCAAACAUUUGUGCAUACGCCUUCAGAUCAAAAUAUUUUGAAUAUCAUGAAAACAUUUCAGGCAAGUGACCCCAAACUUUUGAACGGUAGUGUAGAUUUAGAAAUCUGAUUCUAAGAAAUAAGCAUUCUAGUGAAGGGGUGGAUGCCUGGAUCACCACCUCCGCUCUUCAAUAUAUAUAUAUAUAUAUAUAUAUAUAUAUAUAUAUAUCCUUUGAGUGAAUAAAAUUUACACUGAUCAGCAUUUAACCCAAUGUGAUUAAGUUCAUUAUUUUAGUGGAACUAAUCAGUAUUUUAAUCACACAUAUCAUUUUGACCUAAUGAAUUAUUAUUCUAAGUAUCUUAAUAUAUGUUAUCUGUAGUGUCAUGCUCUUACAAGCAGUUUCUGACCAUUCCAUAUCUGUUUUCAUACUUCAGGAGACAGUUUGUCUCCUGAAUAAGAGGCCUAGGUCACGUAGGCCGCUCCUCUAGUGUCUAACCCAACAACAUAUAUUUGAUUAUGAAUGUUUCUGCCACGUUAACAAGAAUACAACUUCAGCUCUCAUGAGAGAAUGUACAAUUAUAUCUAUGGUUUAAGUUCCAAUAAGAUAAGAUCUCCAACAGAAGCUUUGUAGUAUAAAACCUUGAAUAGGAAAAACUGUGUGUGUGUUUUUCCAAAGGUAUUUCUGUUUCAGGAAUUCAGUAAAGUGAGAAUAGCAGUCGAGAGGUGGACCUCAGAGACCUACUACUGUCUAUAAAGCGAAGACUGUCCGUGGCCUAGGACCUGACACGGACCAUUGGAUCCUAUAUACGGAACUAAAACGUCAUGCCAACAAUCAAUGAGAUAAAUGAUAUACACGAUGACCAUGUUCAGAAAUGUUCUAUACUUAUCUAUGCUUGUAGCCAAUCAGAAAUCUAGAAACUAUAGCAUUAAAGUCAACAUGAUGCUGCAUCUGACUAUAAUUAUUGAUGUUUUGGACCCGAGUUCAGUUCGUGAUUCUCCUGUCUUUGAACUCAAAGGCUUUUGUACUGCUGACUUCUGCCAUUUGAUUUUGCAAACAACUCUCUUCAGUAAAAUUCAA
Xyrauchen texanus (razorback sucker) is the source of this 4526-nucleotide messenger RNA. Its product is annotated as UDP-glucuronosyltransferase-like. Gene Ontology annotation, molecular function: UDP-glycosyltransferase activity. The record is from RefSeq and is a predicted model, not a curated record. Lineage: Eukaryota; Metazoa; Chordata; Actinopteri; Cypriniformes; Catostomidae. The coding region runs from base 847 to 2427 and encodes 526 amino acids. The transcript is spliced from 5 exons.